CUACUCCAACUGUUGAAUUGAAUUCGUCUUAUUAUUAAUCAUUUUAAUUUCUUCAUUCACGCGGUUUCGGAGAUGGAUUUAUUUUCUCUGAAAUCAGCACAUCUUUUGCAUGCCGUUGGCUGAUCCUGAUGAAUGCCUGAUUGAAAGAGGCCACCCACCCAUAACAGACAGGGGGGAAAUACCCUCACUACAACAGAUUGCAGAAUUAACUAUGCACAUUGGGUCUGGACUUUUAUGAAUAGAGGACAAUUGGGGGGAAAAUACCGAACUGAGAGCCGAGACUGAGCUGUGGAGAGUUACUGGAAACCUACUAUAUAUGUAUUUUUUAUUUCCCUAAAAAUCAGAAAGAUCUCGGGGUGGCUCACGCCUAAAAUAGAGGACAUAUUUAAAAAAAAAAAUACACCCAGCAAAGCAGACGCCUUCUCGGUGCUGUGGAUAACAGCCUUGUUUUCCUGAUUCUCAGCCUCCCGGAGAAAGAGGUAUAGUAAAAGUGCAGCUGGAUUCAACACCCCCUCCCUUUCUCCUUUUUCUUUUUCUUCAAAACAUGAAUCUGAUUUUUCUAUCUAUAGAGUGAGUCAGAGAAGCGUUAGGAAGAAGCUGCAACUAAUGUCUGUGAAGGGAGGAACAUGAGGCGAUAGUGAAUGCGAUUUGUUCCGCUGGAUCUGACUCAUCCAGCAGAUUGGAACACCUGCAUUUCUGGAUGUGUCAUUCACUUAUUGGGGGGGUGUUUUAAGAACCCUAAAUUUAAAAAAAAAAAACUUCUAUUUAAUAGCCCCUCGAAAGGUAAAUCGUCCUGACUUGGCUUACUGCUGCUACACCAAGAUGUCCAGAAAGACUGUUUGAGCUUGAGACUGCAGAAUGCAUUACACCAAACAUUAAUUUGUAUUUGUUUAAUCCAUUCCCCUUCAAAAAACAAAACAAAACAAAACAAAAAAGGACAUACUUUGUUCGUUUAAAUAUAUAUAUACCACUCUUAUUCAUCGCCAAGAUUUUCUUUUCUAAAUGAAGAGGAUUGGGAGGCGUCAGUGCCACUGGAAGGAGAUGCUGAAUAGAAAGAAAAAAGAAGCACUUGACAGCACAGCCCUGUGAAUGCAGAGACUGUUUCCCUUUUAGCCACAGAGUGUAUGUAUGUGUGUGAGUACUGGGUGAAUUUUCUCUCUUUUCCUUUUUUUUCCCUCCCCCAAUUCUGAGCAUUCGACCAUGGGUUGCCUGUUGAUUUCCUUUCUAUUGGAGAGGAAAGCAAACUGGAAUUAAACUGCAUUGAGCAAAGUGCUGUUCCCUGAGAGGAUGUGGUGGUGGCGGCUGCUACUGGCCUGUCUCAGAGAAAUCCAAGAGUGUAUAUGCGAAUGAACAUAGACUGAGAUUUUUUUUUUUUUUCCCUUUCCUGUACACACAUACGCAUACACAUUGCUGCUGCUGAUCUGGUUGGGGGUUUCCUGGUUUCGGGGGAGCAUUUUUCUAGACGAGAGGGCGGAGGCUCGUAAAGGGAGGAAACUACAAAUCCGGACACUAGUUCUUUGCUCUGCAUUUCCCCCCCUCCCCGGGGUUGCUUGGAAAGGAAAAGGAGAACUACGCCUGCCAGCGAGAUGCAGUCCGCCGCCGCCGCUGCAAGCAAUGCAAGAUUAGAUCUCUAAAUGCAGCAAAACACUCCCUGAAAACCAACAAGCCCGCGGGGCCACCAGACAUUUCUUUGUACACAAGGGAGGGCUUCAAAUCUAUUUCCGAGACUCGUCUGUUUCCUUUCCCUUAUCCCUGUCAAUCUCAUCACGGGAGAUGAGUAACAAGUAAGGAUUUCACUUUACAAUCCAGCUUAGAGACACACCUCCCCGCUCUCUUUAUCUCCCUCCGCCUCUAUUUUUAAUAGUAUUUCGGAGACUGCGUGUGAGAGUGGCUUUUCAGCGCACUGGUGGAGGGGGAAAAAGAAAAGAAAAGAAAAACCCUGCGUAUUUUAAAACCCAUUAUCGCUGCCUCCUCCUUCCCUCUCACCCCUCCCCGGACGAUUUUUUCUUCUUAUCAUCCACCUCAUCGCGGAAGUUUGUGGAGCCUGAACUAAAGCUGGGGUAUUCCUGUAGAUACGAAGCACUUGUUUUACCCCUGCGCUUGGAAGCUGCUUUUAUUUUCACUCAGUGACCCUUACGCUACGGUCCAUUUGCUGCUCCUCGCUCUGGGCAGAUGCUGUAGCUCAACAGGUUCAAGGAACUUGAGGAAGAAAUAAGAAGAGCCUGAAUCAAAAAGCAGCUACAGGGAGAAGAGAGACAGACCCUGUCUCACGCACGCAUACACAGGAGCACACACACAGAGCCCUGUUGUGUUGCACGCUCGCGGCACACAGACACGCACAGUCCUGCAGUUCCUGCCCCCACCCCGUUGGUCUGGGAUGUACCUUUCCAUCUGUUGCUGCUUCUUGCUCUGGGCUCCCGCCCUCACGCUCAAAAACCUCAACUACUCGGUGCCGGAGGAGCAAGGGGCCGGCACUGUGAUCGGUAACAUCGGGAAAGAUGCGAGACUGCCGCAGCAGGGGCUUCUGCCCCCGGAGCGAGGCGGCGGCGGCGGAGUCAGCAUCGGAGCCGGGCGCGGCAAAUCCGGCAGCUACCGGGUGCUGGAGAACUCGGCGCCUCACUUACUGGACGUGGACGCUGACAGUGGACUUCUCUACACCAAGCAGCGCAUUGACCGAGAGUCCCUGUGCCGCCACAACGCCAAGUGUCAGCUCUCCCUAGAGGUCUUCGCCAACGACAAAGAGAUCUGCAUGAUUAAGGUGGAAAUCCAAGAUAUCAACGACAAUGCGCCCUCCUUCCCCUCAGACCAGAUCGAAAUGGACAUCUCAGAGAAUGCCGCGCCGGGGACUCGCUUUCCACUCACCAGCGCCCACGACCCCGACGCCGGUGACAACGGGCUCCGCACUUACCUGCUCACCCGCGACGACCACGGCCUUUUCGCCCUGGACGUCAAGUCCCGCGGAGAUGGCACCAAGUUCCCCGAGCUGGUGAUCCAGAAGGCACUGGACCGUGAGCAGCAGAAUCACCACACCCUAGUGCUGACCGCCCUGGACGGCGGAGAACCUCCUCGUUCAGCCACCAUGCAGAUCAAUGUGAAGGUGAUUGAUUCUAAUGACAACAGUCCGGUCUUCGAGGCCCCCUCCUACCUGGUGGAGCUGCCCGAGAAUUCCCCUCUAGGUACGGUGGUUAUUGACCUCAAUGCUACCGACGCUGAUGAGGGCCAGAAUGGCGAGGUGUUGUACUCCUUUAGCAGCUACGUGCCAGACCGGGUGCGUGAGCUCUUCUCCAUUGACCCCAAAACAGGACUGAUCCGCGUCAAGGGUAACCUAGACUAUGAAGAGAAUAACCUGGUGGAGAUUGACGUACAGGCCCGGGACCUGGGGCCCAACCCCAUUCCAGCCCAUUGCAAGGUCACGGUCAAGCUUAUAGACCGCAACGACAAUGCGCCCUCCAUUGGCUUCGUCUCGGUGCGCCAGGGGGCGCUGAGCGAGGCCGCCCCACCGGGCACUGUCAUCGCCCUGGUGCGGGUCACCGAUAGGGACUCCGGCAAGAAUGGGCAACUGCAGUGUCGCGUCCUGGGCGGAGGAGGGGCCGGAGGGGGACUUGGAGCGAGCGGGGCAGGAGGUUCAGUGCCCUUCAAACUGGAAGAGAACUAUGACAACUUCUACACUGUGGUGACUGAUCGGCCUCUGGACCGGGAAACCCAGGAUGAGUACAAUGUUACCAUCGUGGCCCGGGACGGAGGUUCUCCACCUCUCAACUCCACCAAAUCAUUUUCUGUGAAAAUCCUGGACGAGAACGACAACCCUCCCCGCUUCACCAAGGGACUUUACGUGUUGCAGGUACACGAGAAUAACAUCCCCGGUGAAUACCUGGGUUCUGUUCUGGCACACGAUCCUGACCUGGGCCAAAACGGCACCGUAUCCUACUCCAUAAUACCCUCGCAUAUCGGAGACGUGUCCAUUUAUACCUACGUGUCUGUGAACCCCACGAACGGGGCCAUCUAUGCUUUGCGCUCCUUCAACUAUGAGCAAACCAAAGCCUUUGAGUUCAAAGUACUGGCUAAGGACUCAGGAGCCCCUGCUCACUUAGAGAGCAAUGCCACGGUGCGGGUGACUGUCUUGGACGUGAACGACAACGCACCUGUGAUUGUGCUGCCCACCCUGCAAAAUGACACAGCCGAGCUGCAGGUGCCUAGGAAUGCUGGGCUGGGCUACCUAGUGAGCACUGUGCGGGCCCUGGACAGCGACUUUGGGGAGAGCGGGAGGCUCACCUAUGAGAUUGUGGACGGCAAUGAGGACAACCUGUUCGAGAUAGACCCGUCCAGUGGUGAGAUCCGUACCCUGCACCCCUUCUGGGAAGACGUGACCCCUGUGGUAGAGCUAGUGGUGAAAGUGACGGAUCACGGGAAGCCCACCCUCUCGGCUGUGGCUAAGCUUAUCAUCCGCUCGGUGAGCGGCUCUCUUCCCGAGGGGGUGCCUCGGGUGAACGGCGAGCAGCACCACUGGGACAUGUCGCUGCCACUGAUAGUCACCCUGAGCACCAUCUCCAUUAUCCUCCUAGCGGCCAUGAUCACCAUCGCGGUCAAGUGCAAGCGGGAGAACAAGGAGAUCCGUACUUACAACUGCCGCAUCGCAGAGUACAGCCACCCUCAGCUGGGCGGGGGCAAGGGCAAAAAGAAGAAAAUCAACAAGAAUGAUAUAAUGUUGGUGCAGAGCGAGGUGGAGGAGAGAAAUGCCAUGAAUGUCAUGAACGUGGUGAGCAGCCCCUCCCUCGCCACCUCUCCCAUGUACUUUGACUAUCAGACUCGCCUGCCCCUCAGCUCGCCCAGGUCGGAAGUGAUGUACCUGAAACCUGCCUCCAACAACCUGACUGUUCCUCAGGGGCAUGGGGGCUGCCACACCAGCUUCACUGGACAAGGGACUAAUGCAACAGAGACUCCCUCCACUCGGAUGUCCAUAAUUCAGCCAGGAACACUAUUGAUGGUGGAAGGACGAUGUGAAGCAGCUCAGACAGACAAUUUUCCCGCAGAGCCCAAUUACAUGGGCAGCAGGCAGCAGUUUGUUCAAAGUAGCUCCACGUUCAAGGACCCAGAAAGAGCGAGCCUGAGAGACAGUGGGCAUGGGGACAGUGAUCAGGCUGACAGUGACCAGGACACUAACAAAGGCUCCUGCUGCGACAUGUCUGUGAGGGAGGCACUCAAGAUGAAAACGGCGUCAACUAAAAGCCAACCUCUCGAACAAGAACAAGAAGAGUGUGUUAAUUGUACAGAUGAAUGCCGAGUGCUUGGCCAUUCAGACAGGUGUUGGAUGCCACAGUUCCCUACAACCAAUCAGGCUGAAAAUGCAGAUUACCGCACAAAUCUCUUUGUACCUACAGUGGAAGCUAAUGUUGAGACUGAGACUUAUGAAACUGUGAAUCCCACUGGGAAAAAGACUUUUUGUACAUUUGGAAAAGACAAGAGAGAGCACACUAUUCUCAUUGCCAAUGUUAAACCUUAUUUAAAAGCCAAACGUGCCCUGAGCCCUCUUCUCCAAGAGGUCCCCUCAGCAUCAAGCAGCCCAACCAAGACAUGCAUUGAGCCUUGCACCUCAACUAAAGGACCGAUUGAUGGUUGCGACGCCAAACCAGGAGCUCUGGCAGAAGCUAGCAACCAGUACCUGUCCUCUGACAGUCAGUACCUGUCGCCUAGUAAACAGUCAAGAGACACUGCGUUCAUGGCCAACGAUCAGAUGGCUAGGGUCUUUGCGGAUGUGCAUGCCCGAGUGAGUCGAGACUCCAAUGAGAUGGACUCUGUUCUUGAGCAGUUAGACCAUUCGAAUCGGGAUCUGGGCCGCGAGUCCGUGGAUGCGGAGGAAGUUGUGAGAGAAAUUGAUAAGCUUUUACAAGAUUGCCGAGGAAGUGACCCUGUGGCUGUGAGAAAGUGAAAGAAAAACAAACAAACAAACAAACAAACAAACAAACAAAAAACAUUGGCAUUUUCUUGCCUCUUCUGUUGAUUUAGAAACAAUCCCCCCCUGGUUAUUACAAUUUCACAGGGAUGAAGGAAGACCAAUGCUGCUUUAAGGCUUUUAGUGAACAUCUGAAGUGCCCACAAGUAUGUUCUUUUCACUGCUGUUUCUUUUUCACAGAUAACACUGGUUUCAUUUUGACCAAACUUACACUAGGACAGAGUCAAGUAUGCUUAAAGAAGGACAGGAAAAAAAAAAAAAAGAGAGAGAGAGACAGAGAAAGAGAAAGAGAGAGAGAGAGAGAGAGAGGAGAAAAAGAGGGAGGGAGAAGCAUCUUGUGACAAUCUGUUAAGAAGGUAUAAGAUGAGAGGAAUGAAAUCUUUCUGAUCCUUGUAAGACUGUCCUCCAUGUUUAAUGCUGACUUUACUGUUUACCUAAAACCCUGUGAAAGGCGGGGUUGACAAAUUUUGAUGUGUGGUGGAUUUCCAGCAGUCAUCACAGGCUUCUACUGAAAGUCCUGAAAAGAUCUUUGCAGUAGUCCAAGCUACACCAAACAUUAACACACAUUUGUGGUAAACGUUUCUGUAUAAAGUUACCUGCCACACAUGCACACACAAAGAACAUUCCAUAUCAUUAGUCAACAGAGCAUAUCCUGGUCAUUCGUAAUACACUUCCUGCCAUAUAAGAGUUAAGUGUAAAAAAUGAUAUAGUCCAUUUUGUCCUGCACACACAUUUACUAUUUCACUUCAUUUAAAGAAGAAAAUUUUUAAAGGUUUAAAUGCCUAUUUAGCAUUUUAGUGUCCAACAAACAUAUAAAUAAUGAUCAAUGUUUUAAACUUGAAAUAUAGUGAAGUUUUCAGAAAAAAAAAGUUACCAUUGGAUGGUACUAUACAGAGAAAAAUUAACAUUAUUAACACUUUUUUAUCCAUUUGUGGACACUAAAAUAGCUCAGGAAAGUGAAAAUGUCCUAGACAUACAUGAAUCACAUGACCAUUUAAAUGUGCAAAUGUAAGAAGAUUCAAUGUGUUUACAUCAAAUGACAUAUUUUUAUUGAUUUAUUGCAGAUUCAGUGCAUAUGAGCCAAAUUGUUGAGUGUAUAAGAGCUAUAUUGUGUAUUUUAUUAAAUUAAUAUAUAGUUGUGUUGCAAAAAUAUUUGGGCUUAUAUUGUAAAUGGCAAGUGUUGCCUCGGUAGCUGUCGAACUCUAUGAGUUUUGUUUUUUCCUGCUUCCUUUUCCCCAUGGAGUGUGGGAAGCAGUGCCUCAGAGCAAAGUCUCUUGUUUAAUGUAUGGUCUAGCAAGUACUACAGUACAUAAUCUGUUCAAAAUGUGUUUGAGUGAGCUGAUGGAGCUAACCGAAAAGGUCAAGAAAUACAUCCAUCAGUCAUGGUUAUGUGCAAGUCCUUGUAAAAGCUCCUUAUUGAAAAUUCAUGUUUAAUAACAAAAAUUCCAUUUGAACCAAUACCUGGAACUUCCUUGGAUUCUUUCUCCCCUCACAACAAUACACUUAGCUUCUGUUUGUAUAGAUAUAAUGCCCUUGAUUGAUCGCUCCACAUAAUUUAAGGACUUCAAGAC
This is a messenger RNA of Gracilinanus agilis (Agile Gracile Mouse Opossum), 7521 nucleotides long. RefSeq names its product protocadherin 17 (gene PCDH17). Bases 2378 to 5926 code for a protein of 1182 amino acids. Gene Ontology annotation, biological process: homophilic cell-cell adhesion. The record is from RefSeq and is a predicted model, not a curated record. Gene Ontology annotation, cellular component: plasma membrane. The transcript is spliced from 5 exons. NCBI's taxonomy places the organism in Eukaryota, Metazoa, Chordata, Mammalia, Didelphimorphia, Didelphidae. Gene Ontology annotation, molecular function: calcium ion binding.